CGCAGUGGAGCGGCGGUCGGACAGCGCGGUUGAGCGUCGAAGACGAGGAGGAGGCGGCGAGAGAGCGGCGGCGGCGGGAGCGGGAGAAGCAGCUGAGGUCCCAGGCAGAAGAGGGCUUGAAUGGCACCGGCUCCUGCUCAGAGAGUGUGGGUCCAGCACAGGAAAACCACUAUGACUUUAAGCCGUCCGGGACUUCGGAGCUGGAGGAGGAUGAGGGGUUCAGCGACUGGUCCCAGAAGCUCGAGCAGCGCAGACAGAGGUCUCCACGACAGUCAUAUGAAGAAGAGGAUAGUGGUGUGAGGGAAGCUGAAGUCAAACUGGAGCAGAUCCAGCUGGACCGGGAAAGCCUGGAAGAGAUCCAUGAGGAGAAUGUGGUUAUCCAGGAGGAAGAGAGGCUGUGCCAGGAGGAAGAACAGGUCCAUGAGCAGGAGGAAGAAGAGAGAGCCGAGCAGGAGGAAAAGAAGAGAAGGAGAAAUGAAGAAGAAGAAGAAGAAACACCAGAAAAGCGGCAGAAGGCCCCAAGCCCUGCCAGCCUGGAGGAGGAGGAGCUGUGCUCUGACCACACUGCCGUGUGCUCCACCAAGAUCACAGACAGAACUGAGUCGCUGCACCGCUCAAUAAAGAAAAGUAACAGCAUAAAGAAGAGCCAGCCUCCCCUCCCUGUGUCAAAGAUCGAUGACAGGCUGGAGCAGUACACACAGGCCAUUGAGACAUCCACAAAGGCUCCAAAACCUGUCCGACAGCCCUCUCUUGACCUUCCCACCACGAGCAUGAUGGUAGCCAGCACAAAAAGCCUCUGGGAGACUGGAGAGGUGGCAACUCAGUCUGCGGUGAAGUCCCCGACCUGUAAGGAUAUUGUGGCUGGAGACAUUGUGAGUAAAAGAAGCCUUUGGGAACAGAAGGGCAAUCCCAAACCUGAGACCAACAUCAAGGCCACUACUUCUGGCAAAAAGUACAAAUUUGUUGCAACAGGCCAUGGCCAGUACAAGAAGGUGUUGAUAGACGAUGCUGCAGAGCAAUAGCACGCCUGGAGCACUCAUUAAGCAG
Pterocles gutturalis (yellow-throated sandgrouse) is the source of this 1047-nucleotide messenger RNA. It is a transcript of the gene LSP1, whose product is annotated as lymphocyte-specific protein 1. NCBI's taxonomy places the organism in Eukaryota, Metazoa, Chordata, Aves, Pterocliformes, Pteroclidae. The transcript is spliced from 9 exons. The annotation marks the transcript as partial. The record is from RefSeq and is a predicted model, not a curated record. Gene Ontology annotation, molecular function: actin binding. Gene Ontology annotation, biological process: signal transduction.